GGUGACAACUGCCCACAUUUACAGUUUUACUUCUAUUAUGAAUUAAUCAAUGAUUCUUCUCUCUAUCAAUUGUCUAAUCUUGCUCAAGGCUCAUGGAGAUCUGCCGAAUACUUCCAUUUAUAGCCGAUAUUGUCGCUCUUUUCUCUAAUUCACCAUUCUCUUUCUCAUUUUAUUGUUUUGUUUCUCUUGUUUGAGAUUUUUUUCUAUGAAAAGCAUUUGUCGUCAAAUUUGAUUCCAAAAAAGAUACAGGACAGAUUCUUCCUAUAGGGCUUCUUUUGCGGUUGAGAUCAAGUGGAUAAGAAGCCGAGGUCUGAUCACAGAUCGGCACUCUAAUUGCAAUUUUCAGUUGAUAAUCCGUGGGAACUGAACAGCGUCUCAAUUAUAUCGAAAAGCAGCUCACUAUCAUAUUAGUAGGUGCUGCUAGCUUGGACUCGGGUUAUAUUUGCUGCAUUUCGUGUUUUUAGUUGUUGGAGAUUUUAAUUUGUUUUGGAUUUUUCAUGAGUGAAUUGUAGAGGGGGUCCUCUGCUGGAUUUGGGGAGGAUCCCAAAGUAGUGCUGUUUUAUCGACAUUUAGCUGUGGAAAGAUAUCUCAGCAAUGGACACAAGGAGUUUUCGUAGCCUUCGGAAUCUCGAUUGAUUGGGUAGUGUUGGAGAAAGAGUUGCAGUUUGGUUUGGAUAUUCCUGGACAGUUUUAGAGCUACCAAUGCAAGGAAGCAUGCUUAGCGGUACGAAUAGUGAGACGAACAAGCAUGGGACUGUAGUGAUGCCUACUCGAUUUGUCUGGCCUUAUGGGGGAAGAAGAGUGUUGCUUAGUGGCUCUUUCACCAGAUCACGUUCCUAUGUCACCGAUGGAGGGUUGCCCCACCGUAUUUCAGGUUAUCUACCCCUUGACGCCCGGUCACCACCAGUACAAGUUUUUUGUUGAUGGUGAAUGGCGUCAUGAUGAACACCAACCAUAUGUAAGCGGAAAUUAUGGAGUGGUGAACACCAUUUUCUUAUCCAGAGAAUCUGAUACGAUUCUUCCAAUUUCGGGCUCUGAUACUGCCGGUAGAUCUCGCAUGGAAGUUGAUGGUGAUCCUUCUCCGCCGGAGGCGAUUUUGAGUGCAUCGCAGGCUGAAGUGGAUCUAUCUCGCGAUCGUGUGUCUGCAUUUUUGUCCUCACAUACUGCUUAUGAGCUGCUCCCGGAAUCUGGAAAGGUGAUCGCCUUGGAUGUAAAUUUACCAGUGAAACAGGCAUUUCACAUUCUUUAUGAACAGGGAAUUUCUGUUGCUCCUUUGUGGGACUUCUGCAAGAAUCAGUUUGUUGGAGUUCUCAGUGCAUCAGAUUUCAUUUUGAUACUCAGAGAGCUUGGGAAUCAUGGGUCUAACUUGACUGAGGAAGAACUUGAGACACAUACGAUAUCCGCCUGGAAAGAAGGGAAAGCGCAUCUUACUCAACAGAUUUCUGCAUCAUAUGAUUCAUAUUUGAAUCGUCUUGUCCGUGCUGGGGCUUACGAUUCUUUGAAGGAUGUUGCUCUGAAACUUCUGCAAUCUAAAUUCUCUACAGUUCCUAUUAUUCACUCUUCAUCACAGGAUGGGUCAUGUCCUCAUCUCCUACACCUCGCUUCCCUUUCUGGAAUACUUAAAUGCAUAUGCCGUCAUUUCAAGUAUUCUUCGAGCUCCUUGCCCAUUCUUCAGAAACCAAUAUGUUCAUUUCCUUUGGGUACUUGGGUUCCAAAAAUUGGGGAGACUAAUGGAAAGCCAAUUGCAAUGCUAAGACCAAAUGCCUUGUUAAGUGCUGCUCUUUCUUUGUUAAUCCAAGCUGAUGUUAGCUCCAUACCUAUUGUGGAUGAGAAUGAUUCUUUGGUGGAUAUAUAUUGUCGCAGUGAUAUCACUGCUUUGGCAAAAGAUAGAGUGUAUGCACAGGUUCAUCUUGAUGACUUGCGUGUUCAUCAGGCCAUACAGCUGGGACAAGAUGCUACCUCUCCUCGUGGCCUCUUUAAUGGUCAGAGAUGUCAGAUGUGCUUAAGGUCUGAUCCUUUGCACAAAGUGAUGGAGCGGCUGUCUGUUCCUGGGGUGAGAAGAGUCAUAAUAGUGGAAGCUGGGAGUAAGCGCGUUGAAGGUAUCAUUUCAUUGAGCGACGUGUUCAGAUUCUUGCUUGGCUAGAUGAGAAGGGAUUUGUCAAGAAGGGGUCUGCCUGUUCAUUAUGCUCCCACAAAAUGAGGAAACAAUUGUGUGUAAAUUAGGACGAUUUCAUUUCAUUUUUCACUAUAUAUUGACUUUUUAGUUGUCCAUCUGCUGCCGGCCGGCAUAGCCACAAAAUUUGCUAUUUCCAUCGACUGAAUGCAUUCAGCGGGAAUAAAUUUGUAGCACCUGAUGAUGAUGGUCGUGCACGUGCAGUAAUGUCCAUGAAAAAAGAUUGUAGCAUGUAAAUUUAGUCAUGGAAAAAGAUUAAGAAUCUUCCGAUUCAAUACUCAUUGGAGUCUUGCAGGUAUAAAUUGUGAAAGCAAAAUUUAGUAAUAUCUUUGUAUAGAUUGUGUACUAA
Salvia splendens (bonfire salvia) is the source of this 2522-nucleotide messenger RNA. Its product is annotated as sucrose nonfermenting 4-like protein. The record is from RefSeq and is a predicted model, not a curated record. Lineage: Eukaryota; Viridiplantae; Streptophyta; Magnoliopsida; Lamiales; Lamiaceae. The coding region runs from base 788 to 2143 and encodes 451 amino acids. The transcript is spliced from 13 exons.